Molecule: messenger RNA, 873 nt
Organism: Penicillium salamii
Lineage: Eukaryota; Fungi; Ascomycota; Eurotiomycetes; Eurotiales; Aspergillaceae
Source: the annotation of a GenBank genome assembly
AUGGAUAUCCGGCUUCUUUCAGAAGAGGAACGCACUAGCUAUGGUAGGCUCCAAAGUCCUUGUCAUACGGCAUCAGCUACAAUUGAAAAUAUGCGUUCUAUGUGUGUCAUUGGGGACUUGGAAGGUUUCCAGGACGCGAUGGACUCACUACUGUCGAGGUCUCAACCUGAAGUUUUCAAUAUUGGAAAUCUUCACGAUGUGAUGUGGGAAGCAAUUCAACAUGACAGAGUCGAGAUCGUUUCAAACCUUCUCUUCCAUGGCUUCCCAAUAAAGCCCUUUUAUGCUCAGAAGGCAACAAGAUGCAAGGCGAAGGCCGUCCUUGAACGUUUCCUUGAAGCAGGAUGGAAUAUAAAUGAACCGGUUGAUGUUUUGAAGCCUCCUGUACUUUCCUACGCAGUAACGGACACCGAGAUGACCAGUUGGCUUUUGGAACAUGGAGCGAACCCGAACGCGCGAUGCGAGGUAGACUGCACUCCAUUGCCCUACGCUGUUCGAAAUGCACAUCUCAGUGUUAUCAAACUGUUGCUGAGCCAUGGAGGGGAUGUGCAGAAAGGGCAGCUUCUUCAGUAUGCUGUAUCUCGAGACGAAGAACUUGAAGAUGUCAUAUCGUUACUCACCGAGAAAGGUGCGCCUUUGAAUGCGACAAUGUAUCAGGAUAGCUCGACUUUACAGCGAUUUUUUCCUAUGAGCUUAGGGACUGCAUUGCAUGUUGCAACAAAGCAGGGAAAGACAGAUGCCAUCCGUCUUUUGAUCCGUCUUGGAGCAGACACUGGCGUGAAGGACGCGAAUGGCGAUACCGCUUUGGAGUGGGCGAAGAAAUGGAAUGAAACGGAAAUGGUGCAGUUAUUGAGAGACUUGGAAGAACGUUCGUGA